Molecule: messenger RNA, 658 nt
Organism: Papilio xuthus (Asian swallowtail)
Lineage: Eukaryota; Metazoa; Arthropoda; Insecta; Lepidoptera; Papilionidae
Product: aquaporin-2-like
Exons: 2
Coding region: 203-658 (151 amino acids)
Biological process (GO): transmembrane transport; water transport
Cellular component (GO): plasma membrane
Molecular function (GO): water channel activity
Source: RefSeq, a predicted model, not a curated record
GGCUCCGUUUCUCCAUUCAUUCAGUGCUCCUUCAUUCAGCACAAGCGCCGGUUCACUUCGAAACAGGCCGCGCUACUGCGUGGGCGGGAAUACGUGACAGGAGCGUUUCGCGCGCAUUUUCAAAUUUUUUUUUAAUGCGACAAAGCCAAAAAGUUUUGUUUUUAAAAUAUGUUUGAGGUUUAGUUUUUUUUUACUUUUUAAAAUGGGUGAACAAACUUUUAAUAUCACGGACGACAAUAUCGAGCAGCAUAUUAUUACUUUGUUUGAAAAAUUAGAGUGUAUGCGUAAAGAUGCGAAUUCGGAUGGGUUGUCGGGCAAGAUGCCGGCGCGGCUGGAAGUGAGGACUUUAUCAUUGUGGAAGGCAGUUGUGGCAGAGUGUGCGGCAUCCUUUCUCUACGUGUUCAUAGUGUGCGGAGCGGCAGGCGGCGCGGGCGUCGGCGCCUCCGCCUCAGCGGUGCUACUCGCUACCGCUCUCGCUUCCGGCUGUGCUAUAGCCACUAUCACAUUAUGCUUCGCUCAUAUAUCUGGUGCUCACGUGAACCCCGCAGUGUCCGCGGCGCUGUGUGUACGACGGCGGGUGUCGCCGCUGCGCGCAGCACUGUACAUGGCUGCGCAGUGCGGGGGCGCUAUCGCCGGGGCCGCUGCGAUUUAUGGGUAA